CUUCUCAAAAAGAAAACUUGGAAACUCGUUUUCGGUACCGAAAAAUCUUUUUUAAAAACGUUUUUGAGUAAUUUUAGAUCCUAAUAAAUUUACAAAUAACCUAAUUAAAAUAAAUUUUGUGCUAAAAGUUAUCAUUUUCUCAGUUUGCGCUAGUUAAAAUGGCCCUUCACGUUCCUAAAGCUCCUGGGUUCGCCCAGAUGUUGAAAGAAGGCGCACGGCAUUAUUCCGGUCUGGAAGAAGCCGUUUUCCGUAACAUCCACGCCUGUAAGCAAUUCGCUGAUACCGUACGAACUGCGUAUGGUCCUAAUGGAAUGAAUAAGAUUAUCAUCAAUCAUAUCGAAAAACUAUUUGUCACCAAUGAUGCUGCUACGAUUAUUAAAGAAUUAGAGGUUGAACAUCCAGCUGCAAAGAUAAUCAUUUUAGCAUCUCAAAUGCAAGAACAAGAAGUAGGCGAUGGAACAAACUUCAUUAUCAUUCUGGCAGGAGCUUUGUUACAAGAAGCCGAAGAUCUAUUAAGAAUGGGUCUUACGCCUACGGAAAUCACAUUGGGUUACGAAUUAGCUGCCGAAAAAGCUUUAGAAAUUUUACCGUCUUUAGUAUGCUACGAAGUAAAGGACUAUAAGAAUAAAGAACAAGCUGCAAAGGGUAUUAAAACAUCAAUUAUGAGUAAACAAUUCGGAAACGAAGAAUUUUUAUCGAAUUUGAUCACCGAUGCUUGCAUUUCAAUUCUCCCUGAAGAUGGUGCUUUCAACGUUGAUAGCGUGCGAGUUUGCAAAAUUUUGGGUUCUGGUUUACAAAACUCUUCCGUCGUACAUGGAAUGGUUUUCAAAAAGAAUAUCGAAGGAACUACCACGAAAAAGGGCCCAGCAAAAGUGGCAGUUUUUACUUGCCCGGUUGAUAUUGCUACCACCGAAACGACCGGAACUGUAUUGAUUAAAUCUGCCGACGAAUUGAUGAAAUUCAGUCGUGGCGAAGAGAACCUCUUGGAAGAGCAAAUUAAAUCAUUAUCCGAAGCCGGUGUCGAUGUUGUCGUUGCUGGAGGCAAAUUCGGCGAUUUAGCUUUACAUUACAUGAAUAAAUACAACAUGAUGGCCGUUAGUCUUCAAAGUAAAUUCGAUGUUAGACGAGUCUCGAAAACUGUCAACGCUACUGCUCUACCGAAAGUGAUAACUCCCAGUAAGGAAGAAUUAGGCUACGCCGAUUCCGUUUAUAUCGACGAAUUAGGAGAUACCCCGGUAGUCGUUUUUAAACAAAAUGGUAACAAUACUCGCGUAUCUACCAUUGUUAUUCGUGGUGCUACUGAUAACUACAUGGAUGACAUCGAACGAGCUAUCGACGAUGGAGUUAAUACCUUCAAAGGCAUCACUCGUGAUGGAAGAUUCGUCCCAGGUGCUGGCGCCACUGAAAUCGAACUCGCUUUGAAAAUCGCCCAAUACGGAGAUUCACUUUCCGGAUUAGAACAAUACUCUGUGAAAAAAUUCGCCACAGCUUUGGAAAGUUUUGUAAAAACGUUGGCCGAAAAUACCGGCGUUAAAGCGAAAGAAGUCAUCUCGAAGCUUUACGCUACCCAUAACGAAGGCAAACAAACAUACGGAUUUGAUAUCGAGGGCGAAGGUCCAAACUGUAUCGAUGCUAGCGAAGCUGGUAUUUUGGAUUUAUAUUUAACCAAAUACUGGGGUUUGAAAUACGCUACGCAAGCUGCCUGUACUGUAUUACAAGUCGAUCAAAUCAUAUUGGCUAAACGAGCCGGUGGUCCGAAACCGCAACAAGGCCCAAUGGAUGAUGAUUAAUUUAUUAAUUUUUUUUAUAAGUAAUAAUAGCUGUUUGAAUUUCGUGUGAUAAUUUAUAAUUACUCGAGUUCUUCAUUAAUGCACUAUAAUUUCGUUUUUUUCCUAUCUUCGACAUUAAAUAUGUGUAAUGUAACAAUGAAAAUUUUAUACGCAUUUUUUUCAAGUUCUUAACGAAUUUAUGUCUUAAGAUUCUUCUUUCCUUUUUGAUAAUCCAUCUUGCUGUAUUUAAUCUGUUUUGUUCCAAAAAAAUACAGAAUAAAUUUUGUAUUUUGUUAACA
Molecule: messenger RNA, 2068 nt
Organism: Planococcus citri (citrus mealybug)
Lineage: Eukaryota; Metazoa; Arthropoda; Insecta; Hemiptera; Pseudococcidae
Gene: CCT8
Product: chaperonin containing TCP1 subunit 8
Exons: 10
Coding region: 159-1790 (543 amino acids)
Biological process (GO): protein folding
Cellular component (GO): chaperonin-containing T-complex
Molecular function (GO): ATP hydrolysis activity; ATP binding; ATP-dependent protein folding chaperone
Source: RefSeq, a predicted model, not a curated record